AUGGAUAUUGUGGAUAUAAUGCAAAUAUUGGGAUACGUAGGUGUCUUUAUAGCUGGUUUUAUACUUUUGUUCAUGCAAAAGGGGAAGCCAAGGAUAUGUGGACAUUAUACGCAACCAGAAUGGAACUUUUUCCUUAAACGCUGGUACGCCCAACGAAUCGUGCGAAAAAUCAAAGAAAAUCAACAUUCACUGCUGAAAUACGAGAAAAAUUACGAUUAUGAGAAUCCAAAAUUAUUACCGAGCUCCAAAAGUUCUGAAAGUCAAUUUAUUUACGGCUGUGAUAUGAACGGAAAUUUUCUUCUUUUGAAGUUUACGAGAUUUCAACAUCGCAUUGCCGAGAUUUGGCUAGUGCUUAAAUUUGAAGAUGGAACAAUUUUAACCUUGCCUGAACAUCCCGACACUCUUGUCUGUAACGGUACUCCAAACAAAUUCGAAGCUCAUGGCUUGACUUUGGAAAAUCUCGUUCCUUACUCAAAAUGGCGAAUUCGCUUUAACGGUCUCUUACGUCGCGGAAUUCGCACUGAAUUUUCCGAGGAAAUCCACGAAAGUGAUCUCGAGUAUGUGAAAUUCAACUUUUUAUGGAAUGCGUGUUCUGUGCCUCAACAUUGGCCUUUCGACUGGAGUCCCAAACUAAUGGCGACAGCAAUUGCUUUGGAGCCAUGGCGUGAUGGAAAUUGGAAAAAUAUGCUCAAUAAAGCGGAUUCCGGUGGUUAUGAUCAAUUUGGAGCUCUUAAGGGACGAGUUUUCAUUCAAAAAGAAAAAUUAAAUUGGAAUGACGCUUUAAACUCGGAAAAACUCGAGAAAAAUUUCACCCAAAUCGAUCUCAACUUACCUGGAAUUCGUCAACGUCGAUGGGGUCCCAGCAAAACCUCACAUCUCCAUCGCACAGCUUCCUUUGUCGGAGUUUUGCAAGACGGAGUGGUUUUUGAAUGUGGUGCUAUUAGUUCGAGAACAGGACUAACUCACUGCCAAUUUGGAAAUUUUCGAACUCCAACGGGAAAAGUUUUUCCAAUUGACUGGACUGACUUUCAUUUAUCGAAAUUUGCAGAAAAUUCGGAGGAAUUACCCGAGUCAGCUACGAUUAAUUUGAAAGCUAAUGGGCGUCGUUUUCAGCUUCAAGUGAAAUUCAACACGGAAAAUUGUGUUCCUUUAAUGGGAGGGAAUCCGUUCAACUGGAUCGAGUACAAUGUGCCGUUUGAGUGCACGACAUAUGAUGGGCAGAAAGGAUGCGGUAUGGCGAUGUUUUGGUAUCCAAAGAGACAAGAAAAAUUCUUGCAUUAUCGGGAUUUUUUGCGAGUUAAGAGAGUGUUUUAUCGGCAUGACAUCGAAACACAAGAGUUCUAA
Molecule: messenger RNA, 1344 nt
Organism: Culicoides brevitarsis
Lineage: Eukaryota; Metazoa; Arthropoda; Insecta; Diptera; Ceratopogonidae
Exons: 4
Coding region: 1-1344 (447 amino acids)
Source: RefSeq, a predicted model, not a curated record